GUGUUGGCUACGUGCGCAUCAACGUGUUCAUUUGUGAACCAAACUCUUAGGCCCCAUCGAUUCCUUCAUUCGCAAUGGUUUUGGUUUUUGGAUAUAUGAUGAGAUUCCGACAUUAGAAAACACGCUUACAUACACUUUUCAGUUUUCCCCUUCUUUUUCUUUUCUUCGGUUCAUUCGUUGCUAAUGCUCUUUCAGAAACACUAAUAGACAUGUCUCUUCCAAGAGCCACAACAGUAGGCAAUAAUAGUCCAAAUAACAGCACUCUUCAACAGCAACUGAUGAACAAUGAAGGAGGAAUAGCAGCAGCACCAACUUCUUCUUCUUCUUGGAAUAGGGUUACCAACAACAAUAACAUCAGAAACUCUGUUAAUCCUAUACCUCCACAAAAGAGAAGCAAACUUGAAGAUAGCGACGAAGAUCUGUUCACAGUUCCUGAUGUGGAAACCAUGCUGAGUGUGCAUUCUUCAGCGACAAAUACAAAUAGUGGUAACGUUGAUCAAAGCAACGCAAUAGACUCUCAGCUUCAAGCUGCCGUUGCUGGGAAACGCCGCCGUGGAAGAAACCCUGUAGACAAGGAAUAUAGACGCCUCAAGAGUCCAACCAGAGACUCAGGUCCAGCUAUGGACCACCGACCCAUCAGGUUACUCAACCCGGAUCGAGAGGUGACCUGCGCGUCGCCUCACACCUUGCUGAGAAGACUUGGACAGCUAACAGAAGCUUCCAAGCAUAUGGACCCAAGUGAAAGGACCCACCGGGUUUCAGAGGUGGCCUCACCCGCUAACCAACGGAAGAUUCAGACGAAAGUUUGUCUUUCUCGAAGUUUGCACCCUAAGCUAGAUCCCCCAUCACACCCAGUUGCUCCAACCUCGACUCCACCCGAACCGCCAUUCACCCGAGUAACUGAACAUUGGCGCUGUCUGUGGAGAGCUGGCGUCAACAUGGAGCUUUUCCCUCGUAGAGAGGAGAUACGUGAAGAAGGGGGAGCCUGCUUGAGAAGCAGGGUAAGCUCCGCAACAUCUUCUCAAGUAUUUUCGAGACCGCUGUCCCGUCAGGAUGACGCCCUCUCGAUCUCCCGAGAGAUGCCAGUUUGGUGGCAUAGGUGAUGACAACUCGAAGAUUAUGCAAGAACUUCGGUAUUGAGCGCAAAACUUGGAGAGGGAUCUGGCCGCGAGUGACCGUUACUAUCCCGAACACAGCAAAGGCUCCCGCCCAAACCUGUCUUGUACCCGGUCACCGACUAAGGGACCAGAGGACCAUAGGAGCCCAGGAGGGUCAACGAGCACAGACGAACCGAUGGCUGGUCUCACACCUACACCCAUGGCAGAUCGGAAGGCCAUGGGGAGACAAGAAGAGAUAAAGAGAAGAAGCAGCGGGAUCCCAUUAUUAUAGGCGCAACCUCUUUUCAUCCCUUUAUUCUCAAGGUCCGGCUACCAAAAAAUUUUGACAAGGCUACGGACAUGAGAUAUGAUAGAACAAAAGACUCCCAGGAAUAUUUGACAGCCUUUGAGGCCAUAAUAAACCUGGAGGGUGGUGAUGCUGUCAGGUGCCAUGCUUUUCCAUAAACCUUUCCCACAAGUCUAUUACGGCCUUCGCGGAUAUCUCUCAGAGGUUCUUAGCGCAAUUCACCACAUGGAUAUCCAAGGCCAUGCACCCAAUUAACUAGUUAAGUGUGACGUAGUGUGCUGUCGAGCCGACGAGGAAGUUCCUCGAUCGUUUCAAGAUGAAUUCCUAGAGAAUUAUGGCUCGACGGACUUGGUGGCGAGUCUAUGCUUAACAAAUGGCCUGUUGAAUGAGGACCUCAGGAAACAUCUCACUAUCAAGCCAGUUUGGACUGCGCAAGAAAUCCAAAAUGUGAGGGAGUAUAUCAACGAUGAAGAAGUUAGUCAAGUUGUGGCUGCCAAUAAGCGGCAGCCACCCAACCUGCCAGCUCGUCAAGCCGGUUACAUGAAAAAUCCAAAGCAGGUGCCAAAGGAGAGAACGUUCGGGAAGCCACUUAAACUGUUUCCCCGAGUAAGCAAGUUUACUAACUAUACUCCUCUCAUAGAACCUAUUGUGGAAAUCUAUUAGCAAAUUGCGGACAAAGACAUACUGUCCAAAUCUCGGCAGCUCAAGGAUAGAACGGGUGGAAACAAAAGUUUGUAUUGUAACUACCACAAGAUUUUUGGACACAAGACCUAAGAAUAUUUCAAUUUGAAGGAUGCUUUGGAGCAGGCCAUUCAAAAAGGUAAAUUGACUGAGUUCUCACAAUUUAUAGAACCAAGAAGAAGAGAACGUGAACAGUCUGAGGAGGACCGCAGCCGAGCUGUGAAGCCAAGGCAGCGGGCUCCCGAUAAUGCGGAAAAUGCUCCAACUGUGGUCAUCAAUAUUGUAGUCGGAAGGGAUGCACCACCCAAGUCAAAAUCAUCAUAAAAAAGGGAUGGAAAGGUUCUGGCAGUGACAUCGGGAAGCCCUAACACUCAAUCCGGAGUGCUCCCCAAAAUUUCUUUCAGCUUGAAAGAUCACUGGUGCAACAACCUCUCCUAGGACCGGCCAAUGGUGAUUACGACGAGAAUCGGGAUGGGACUCGUCAAUCAAAUUUUGGUGGACACCGGAGCGGACUCGAAUAUCAUUCUUAGGAAUGUGUUCGAUGCCCUAAGGCUCAAAGAAGGAGAUCUCCGAUGGACUGGUCACGCUUCCGAUCUGUGUUGGAUUCGGGGAGAAUAAGAAACCAGCGAUGGCAGAGUUCGUGGUCCUAAGGGACUCCACAGCAUACAAUGUGAUCUUAGAGAGGAGGACUAUCAACGAGCUGUCAGCUGUUAUUUGCACGAAACUUCUCACAAUGAAGUUCGUAACAAACAGAGGAGUUGUAGCAUCUAUUAGAAGAUACUUAAAAACGGCAGUCACGUGUGACAAUGCCAGUCUCUAAUUAAGGAAGAAGUUAAAGGAAGCAGUUGGGGUGUUCCUAGAGGAGUUGGAUGCAAGGGUUGACGACAAACUGAGGCUAGAGUCUCAGGGCGACCUGGAGAAGUUCUGGGUGGAAGACGCGGUGUAUAAGUUUACCUUUGUAAACUGGAACCUCCCCCAAGAGUUAAAAAAACCUCGCAUCGAGGCUAUCUGAACAAAUAGUGAUUUAUUCACCUGGACCCCGGCUGACAUGCCAGGGGUGGACCUCGAUUUCAUGUCACGUCGUCUGGCUAUGAAAUUAGACCCCAAACCAGUAACACAACGAUGAAGCAAGAUGUCACUAGAAAGGGCUAACGAAGUGGUUAGGCAAACGGCCAACUUGUUAGAAGCCUAUUUCAUAAGAGAGUUAAAGUACUUAACAUGGCUCUCGAACGCAGUCCUUGUCAAGAAAGCCAAUGGGAAAGGAGAAUGUGCGUCGAUUAUUCGGAUCUUAACAAGGCAUGCCCAAAAGAUUCGUUUCCGCUUACUAACAUCGAUGCCCUAGUAGAUGCGGUUGCAGGGUACCGGUUUCUGAACUUCAUUGACGCGUAUUCAUGGUACAAUAAGAUCUUGAUACACCUCCCUAACGAGGAAAAAAUGGCAUUCAUAACACCAACAGGGACCUACUGCUACAAGGUCAUUCAGUUUGGACUAAAGAAUGCGGGAGUCACAUAUUAAAGGUUAAUGAGCAAAGUCUCAAGGAGCUCAUCGGCAAGUCAGUGGUGGUCUACGUCAAUGAUAUAUUGGUAAAGACAGCCGAACCAAGCAACCUGGUUGCUGACUUAGAAGUUGUCUUCGGGUUGCUUCGGAAGCACAAUAUGAGGCUGAACCCUCUAAAAUGCGUGUUUGCAAUGGAGGCAGGAAAGUUUUUGGACUUUAUGAUCACGCAAAGAGAGGUUGAAGCCAACCCAGACAAAUGCGAAGCAAUCAUUCGGAUGACAACCCAGGGUGUGUCAAAGACGUACAAAGCCAUCAUUCGGAUGACAACCUAGGGUUUGUCUCGUUUCCUCAGGGUCUCAGCAGCAAAGGCCCUCCCUUUUUUCAAUUUAAUGAAAAAGGGAAUAGCCUUUAAAUGGACCCCGGCUUGCGAGGAAGCCUUCAACCACUUCAGAGGAUCCUAUUGGAACCACCAAUACUCGAGAAGCCGAAAGAAGGAGAGACUCUAUUCCUUUAUUUAACCGUGACGGAGGAGGCCAUGGUGGCCAUUUUGAUUCGGAAAGAAGACGAACUCUAACAACCAGUAUACUUCAUUAGCAAGGUGCUCCAAGGGGCGGAGCUGAUGUACACUAAGUUGGAAAAAAUAGCCUAUGCUCUAUUAAUCUCCUCCCGGAGGUUAAGACAAUAUUUUCAAGGGCACCCGAUCACACUGAGGACUGACCAAGCCAUUUGACAGAUCUUGAAAAAAUUUGACCUAGCGGGUCGUGUGAUGACUUGGGCGAUAGAGUUAUCUCAGUAUGACAUCCAAUACAAGCCUUGACAUGCAAUCAAUGUUCAAGUAAUGAAAGAUUUCUUGGUAGAGGUGAUUGGGGAUUCCUCUAGAAAUCCGGGCAUAUGGUGGAAGCUCCAUAUUGAUGGAGCCUCCAACCAAGCAUUCGGGGGGAGCCGGGAUCAUUUUGGAAAGCUCGGAAGGUAUGACCUAUGAGCAGUCAAUCAAAUUCGAGUUUUCAGUCUCAAACAACCAGCCUA
Messenger RNA from Arachis duranensis, 4608 nucleotides. RefSeq names its product transcription factor HY5-like. Gene Ontology annotation, biological process: regulation of photomorphogenesis; response to far red light; response to red light. The record is from RefSeq and is a predicted model, not a curated record. Gene Ontology annotation, molecular function: DNA-binding transcription factor activity, RNA polymerase II-specific. The transcript has 4 exons. Gene Ontology annotation, cellular component: nucleus. NCBI's taxonomy places the organism in Eukaryota, Viridiplantae, Streptophyta, Magnoliopsida, Fabales, Fabaceae. The coding region runs from base 210 to 1103 and encodes 297 amino acids.